Messenger RNA from Vitis vinifera (wine grape), 6026 nucleotides. RefSeq lists its product as uncharacterized. The record is from RefSeq and is a predicted model, not a curated record. The coding region runs from base 181 to 5358 and encodes 1725 amino acids. The transcript is spliced from 4 exons. NCBI's taxonomy places the organism in Eukaryota, Viridiplantae, Streptophyta, Magnoliopsida, Vitales, Vitaceae.
GUUUAUCACUCUCAAAACCACAAGGAUUUGGCAUUGGAUUGCGUGUCUCAAAGUGUGUAUAUAUAAUUAUGUAUAUGUAUGACACUUCUUCGGUGUGAUGUCGUUUGGUGCUCUUGGCAUCUCUCUACUAAGAGUGAAGACUGAAGAGGAGUACUUUGAGUGAAUCGAGAAGGAGUAGUAAUGGCGACGCCGAAAGAGCAUAUAGAAGAGAUAAGGAGGACGAAGUUCUCGAUCGGAGGAGAGCUGAAUCCUCUGACGGAGGAUCUUCACCAGGCGGUCAAGAAUCUCUCUGCUGAGCUUUACGCUAAGGAUGUUCAUUUCCUCAUGGAGCUCAUUCAGAAUGCAGAAGAUAAUGAGUACGGGGAAGGAGUGAAUCCAUCGCUGGAGCUAGUUAUAACUUCACAGGACAUAACAGACACUGGAGCACCGGCGACAUUGUUGAUUUUCAAUAACGAGAAGGGGUUUUCAGCUAAAAACAUAGAGUCUAUAUGCAGUGUUGGGAGGUCCACCAAGAAAAGCAACAGGAAGCAGGGUUAUAUUGGAGAGAAAGGAAUUGGGUUCAAAAGUGUAUUUUUGAUCACAGCUCAGCCUUACAUAUUCAGUAAUGGAUAUCAGAUACGAUUCAAUGAAGAGCCUUGCUCGCACAGCAAUCUUGGGUACAUUGUCCCUGAAUGGGUUGAGCAGAAUCCAAGUCUUGCUGACAUAAAACAAAUAUAUGGUUCUCAUGCUGUGCUUCCAACCACUACUAUAAUCUUGCCUCUAAAGCCAGACAAGAUCAAACCUGUGAAGCAACAGCUCUCAAGUAUUCAACCUGAAGUUCUAUUAUUUCUUUCAAAGAUUAAGCAGUUUUCUGUCAAGGAAGAUAACAAGGAUCCAAGGCUCAAUACAGUGAAUGCUAUAUCUAUUUCAAGUGAAAUUAACUUUGUUACAAGGAAAAAUAUUGAUGCUGAUUCCUAUACUCUCCAUCUCUCCACGGAUGAAGCUAGUGAUGUGACUGAAAAAGAAUGCAGCUAUUAUAUGUGGAGGCAGAAGUUCCCUGUCAGGCAGGAAAAUCAAGUAGAAAGAAGACUUGGAGUGGAGGAGUGGGUUAUUAAGCUAGCAUUUCCGAUUGGACAGCGACUGAAUAGGGGGAUGAGCUCUCCUGGAAUCUAUGCAUUUCUUCCUACGGAGAUGGUUACAAAUUUUCCUUUCAUUAUUCAGGCAGAUUUUGUUCUUGCAUCAUCCAGGGAAACAAUCCUCUUGGACAACAAAUGGAACCAAGGCAUUCUAGAUUGUGUGCCUUCUGCUUUUCUUAAUGCCUUUAUUUCACUGGUUACAACAUCAGAAGAUGUUCCAGUUUCUACACUGACCCCAAUGUUUAAGUUCUUACCUAUCAACAGCUCUUCUUAUCCAAAGCUCAAUGUCGUGAGGGAGUCUAUCAAAGCAAAACUGCUUACAGAGAAUAUCAUACCGUGUGAGUCGUAUUCAGACCAGAAGAUCUUUCGUAAACCUUGUGAAGUGGGUAGGUUAAUGCCUUCUUUCUGGAAUAUCCUGAAAAAGGCAAGGAAGCAAGGGGUAAGCUUGCAUUCUCUAUCAUCCCAUGGAAGGUAUAUCCUGAAUUCUUCAUUUGAUACAGAGGAGCACGAUCACAUAUUGAAUUUCCUUGGUGUGGAACCUGUCAAUAGCGAAUGGUAUGCCAAGUGUAUCAUGAGUUCCAAGCUUGUUUUGGGAGUGACAGAGGAUGACUAUUUGGAGCUUCUACUCUUUAUUGCUGAGAAAUGGAGUUUCUCGUUCUAUAGCACUACUAUGAAGUAUGUGCCUCUCCUGAAAUAUGUUGGGCUUGACGGAAGGGUUGCUUUGUGUGCUAUAAGCAACGUCACAAUGCGGGAUGGUGAAAGUAUGAUUUGUAUGUCCCAUGAGCCUCGGCAUAUCUCAUGGAUGAUAGAUUGGAACAGGGAAUUUGGAUUUAUGACAGAUCGAUAUUUUAUGCCCAGAAGCACACAAGCAGCUAUAAUGUCAUUUUUUAGGAGAGAGACUCUGUUGGAAUGGCUUAAAAUUCAAGUUAAGGUUCGUGUUGUAGGCAUGUACAACUUUGCGGUCAUUCUUUAUAAUUCUCUCAAUGAUGACCGACAGCUUGCAAUUGCCUAUGCUCACUUCCUUUAUCAUUCGUUCUCAAAGAGUUAUCUACCAAAGGAGAAGGUUGAUUAUUUGUGUGGUAUUAUGCCACUUGUAGAUAACUAUGGGCAUGUGAUGAGACGAAGAAAAGGGGUUCUCGUCCCUGCCAAUGGAAGCAAAUGGGUGGGAUUGAUGGGUGCAAAUCCGUGGAGGGAAGAAGGCUAUGUUGAACUAGGAGAAGACUAUUUGCGCUCAGGAAAUUAUGCAGGUUCAUUCACCCCAGAAAGUCAGCUAAUAACAUUUCUCAAAACACAUAUUGCAGUUUCUGAUAUACCUGAUAUAUCUCCUCCCAACGCUGAGUUAUCUGUUGCAGAUACACCACUCACCAAGAAAAAUGCAUUCUUGCUGUUGGACUGGAUUCAUAAUCUGAAUUAUAAGGAAAAUCUGCCUGCUAAGUUCUUGGCAUCCAUUCGGACAGGAAGCUGGCUCAAAAUUUCCCUCAGUGACAGCCCUGGAUACAGGCCACCAUCACAGUCUUUUCUAUUUGCUUCAUCAGAUGGAAAUCUUCUUCAGGACGAGUCAGUGAUGGUUGAUAUUCCAUUGAUUGACCAAGAAUUUUAUGGCAAUGGCUUAAAUAAUUAUAAGGAGGAGCUCAAAAAAAUUGGAGUAAUGUUUGAAUAUCGUGACAUGUGUCAGUUUGCAGGGAAGCACGUAAUGUCUCUUGCAACUUCCUCUGCAUUGACCAAAUCUAAUGUGUUUCAAAUACUUAAUUUCAUCAAAUUUCUGCGGCUUAAAGUUCUUCCAGCUGAUGAGUUCAUCCAGACUAUCAAGGAUGGAAGAUGGUUGAAGACUUCCUGUGGUCACAGGUCUCCAGUUGGAUCUGUUUUAUUUGACCAAGAAUGGAAAGCUGCAUCACAAAUCAGUGACAUCCCCUUCAUCGACCAAGAUCACUACGGCAAGGAAAUCCUUCGUUUCAAAAUGGAACUCCAAUUGCUAGGUGUGGUAGUUGGCUUCAACAAAAAUUACCAGCUUGUUACUGAUCACUUAAAGUCUCAAGCAUGCUCAAAUCAUCCAACAGCCGAGGCUAUUCUUUUGAUAUUUGAAUGCAUGCGUGAUUGUGAGCGCAAUUCAAGACCAGCCGAUAAACUUAUACAGGCACUUAAAGGUAAUAAAUGCUUGAAGACGAACAUGGGCUACAAGUUUCCUAGUGAAUGUUUCCUGUUUAAUACUGAGUGGGGCUGCCUUCUGAAAGUCUUCCAUAAUGAUUUCCCACUUAUUGAUGAAGACUUCUAUGGGACCACCAUCUUUUCUUACAAAAGAGAGUUGGGGCAAGCAGGAGUAGUGGUAGAUUUUGAGGCGGCAACCCAGAAAUUUUCUCCUGUUUUCAAGAAACGUGCAUCCUCAUCUUCCAUUGGAAGAGAACAUGUUCUGUCUUUUCUCGCAUCUUACAGACAGAUUAAUAAGACAAACAACAAGUUUCCUUCAGAUUUUGUGUGCAGCAUCUACGAGGCAAAAUGGCUGCAAACACGCUUUGGUGAUCCUAGAUCUCCAAGAGAGUGCAUUCUUUUUGGCCCGGAGUGGGAACCUGUAAGCUCAAUUACUCUGCUUCCUUUCAUUGAUGACAGUGAUAAUUCCUACGGCAAGGGCAUUCAUGAAUACAGAAAAGAGCUGAAUAGCCUGGGCGUUACCAUCAAAUAUAGAGAUGGUGUGAGGUUUGUGGCUGCUGGUAUCUGUUUUCCCCAAGAUCCCAGCACUAUAACUCCAGAAAGUGUGCUCUCUCUGCUGCAGUGCAUAAAGAUUUUACAGAAAUAUGAUCCUCAUUUACCUGACAUUUUCCGGAAAAAGGUUUCCCAAAGUUGGUUAAAAACCUAUUAUGGGUAUAGGUCUCCAGACCAAAGUUUGUUGUUUGGCUCUGAGUGGGGUUCUUUCUUACAGAGGAAUGAUGGGCCUUUCAUUGAUGAAGAAUUCUAUGGCCCCAACAUUACAGCCUACAAGAACGAGCUCAGAGAAAUAGGAGUGACCGUUGAUGUGUCAAAUGGGUGCUCUUUGCUUGCCGGCUACCUUGAUUUUCAUUCUGAAUUUUCAACCAUUGUUCGAGUCUAUAAUUACUUGAAUAAACACAGCUGGUCGCCUCACAGAGAUGCUCCUAGAAGGAUCUGGAUCCCUAAUGGUAGUGACAGUGGAGAGUGGGUCAGUCCUGAAAAGUGUGUUAUUUAUGACAAGGAUGGUCUCUUCAGUUCACAGUUUAAUGUUUUAGAGAAACACUAUAUGCCAGAAUUAUUCACCUUUUUCUCCAGAGUUAUGCAAGUUAAGUCCAAUCCUUCUGUUGAUGACUACUGCGAACUUUGGAAUAACUGGGAAAAUUCAAGGGAGCGAUUGUCACAUUCAGAGUGUUGUGCUUUCUGGGCCCAUGUUUCAAAUCACUGGAGUAAAAAGACACAGAAAACUCUUGCUGAAAACUUGUCAAAACUGCCAGUUGAAUCGGACUCAGAUGGAAUCAUGUUAUUUGACAAACAUGAUGUUUACAUCGCAGAUGACCUCCAGCUGAAGUAUCUUUUCGAACAAUCUUCCCCUCAUUCAAUUUUUGUCUGGUAUCCCCAGCCAAGCAUCCCUUCCUUGUCCUGGACUAAGCUAUUUGAGAUCUACAGAAAAAUUGGUGUUCGAACUAUCUCUGAAUCUGUACAGAAAGAGGAUAUCUCCAAGUUGGAAGCUAGUGAACUCAAGCAAGUGUCUCAGAAGGAAUCUUUAAUCGGAAGAGGCCUGCUGAGACUCAUUCUUGGCUUUCUCGCUGAUCCUUCUAUUGAAAUGGAAGCAGGACAAAGGCAGGAAGUUGUCAAAGGCCUUCUCAAUCUUGAGGUCUUUCAGACGGAGGAUCCAAUUGCAGUAAGCUAUAGACUGUCAACGACUUCCGGGGAAACCAUGGACAUUAAUGCAAGACGAAUGAUGUGCUGGGACCAGGAGAAUUUCAAGCUUAUCAUGGAGAAGAUGGAGAUGUCAGGUGGACAUAAAAGUACAAUUGAAUAUGCUACAAUCUUCGCUGAAGUAAUAUCUGAAGCUGUGUUACAGGGGAAUGGAGACCAUAUAUCCGCUCUUGCCAAACUGAUCAAGUUAGCAUUCCUCCUGGAUUUUGACGAGGAAGCAGUUGGGUUCUUGAUGAGAUCCAAGAAUCUCCAAGUUUUCAUGGAGGACGAGGAGUUUCUCUCUUCAGCUUUUUCUGUCGAGGGUCGACCAGAUCUCCUUGUUGAAGAACUUUCCCCUGCUUGAAUGUUCCUUCUUGUUUCAAAGGUCUUUAAAGGAGGUUGGGAAAGCCCAUGGUGCCUUUCAAGCACUCUUAAAGCAAGGGAACACUUAAGACAAGUAGACCAUCCAAGAAGUACGCAUGGCAGACACCCUCAUGUCCUGCAUAGUGCCUUUGUAUGAUACCGAAAGAGGCAUAGGGCACGGUCGGUACUCUCCAAAGUGCUAUAUGUCCUUAGAGGGAAGGCUUUUAAGAGACUUAUUUAAAUUGGGGAGUACACUGUCACAGGCUUUGAAAGAGGACUCAUGCAUCCAAGAGGCUAGUAAGUCCCAAGACAUAGAGUAUGAUUAGCAGACUCCUCAUGCACCGGGAGGCUUCUAUAAAUCUUGUUGGACAGGUUUUUCGCUUGUAGCCUUUGAAGAGAGACUGAAAUACCCAAGGGCUGGUAAGUCCCGGGGCAAAGAAUACACAUAGCUAGUAAUAAUAAGUAGUAUAUAUUAAUCAGGUGUGAAAUGGCCUACUCGGGCAACCCAUCAGUGUGUAGUAUAUAUUGUAAAAACUUUGCCCCUGUGCUUGCCUUUUUAGCUACUUGUUUGCAAUUAAGGUACCAUUAUGGUCAUAAGGCUUAUGUUUGUGAACUUCAAAUACAAGAAAGAAAUGCUCAACCUUCCUUUUCCUCCUGAGAUUAACAACA